Messenger RNA from Hyla sarda, 5587 nucleotides. RefSeq names its product cholinergic receptor nicotinic alpha 7 subunit (gene CHRNA7). Gene Ontology annotation, biological process: monoatomic ion transmembrane transport; signal transduction; nervous system process. Lineage: Eukaryota; Metazoa; Chordata; Amphibia; Anura; Hylidae. Gene Ontology annotation, cellular component: postsynaptic membrane; neuron projection; synapse. The transcript has 10 exons. Bases 398 to 1912 code for a protein of 504 amino acids. The record is from RefSeq and is a predicted model, not a curated record. Gene Ontology annotation, molecular function: transmembrane signaling receptor activity; acetylcholine-gated monoatomic cation-selective channel activity.
AAUGCAAUGAACAGAGCUCAGACUGAGACAGGAUCACAAGUCACAAGCUUCACGUGGAGCCCAUCUGAAUGGAGCCAUUGCUUUCUGACAAGUGCCAGCACUGAGCCCAGGGGGAGUUAUCAGCAGCAGCUGGGAACUACUGGGAUCCCCCUGUAGAAUAGAUGCAAGGCAUACCUGAAUAUGAAGACAAUCCCUGGAUUCCCAUCCUCAGUGAGGUCUCAUACACAGGGGCUGUGAUACUUUAGUAGUCACCACCUCCACAGCCUGAGCCUGGAUGCAGCCUGAGAGCUGAGCUUCUGCAUCCACCAGCAUCCACGACUUCGCUUAUUGUCAUCAAAUCAUAAACUUUUCCCCCUCAGCUGGGAAUCUGAAGACCUCCUCGCCUUGAUCUCAUACAAUGGGAGCUGGGGAGAUCCGCUUGUGGAUGAUUAUAUCAGUCUGCUUCAUCCAUGUGUCCCUGCAAGGAGAAUACCAGAGGAAGCUCUACAAGGAAUUACUGAAGAAUUAUAAUCCUUUAGAGAGGCCGGUGGCCAACGACUCUCAUCCACUCACUGUCUACUUUGGAAUGAAUCUGAUGCAGAUCAUGGAUGUGGAUGAAAAAAAUCAAGUUUUAACAACGAAUAUAUGGCUACAAAUGUAUUGGACAGAUUACUAUUUACAAUGGAAUAUAUCUGAAUAUCCCGGAGUGAAGAAUGUUCGAUUUCCAGAUGGACAGAUUUGGAGGCCGGAUAUCCUUCUAUAUAACAGCGCAGAUGAAAGAUUUGAUGCUUCAUUUCAUACUAAUGUACUAGUGAACUCAUCGGGACAUUGCCAGUAUUUACCGCCAGGAAUAUUCAAGAGCUCAUGCUACAUAGAUGUUCGUUGGUUUCCUUUUGAUAUUCAAAAAUGCAAGCUAAAGUUUGGAUCUUGGACUUAUGGAGGGUGGUCCUUAGACCUACAGAUGAAGGAAGCAGACAUUUCUGAAUAUAUCUCUAAUGGAGAGUGGGAUCUUGUUGGAGUCCCAGGGAAAAGGAGUGAAAGCUUUUAUGGAUGCUGUAAAGAGCCAUAUCCAGACGUGACAUUUACUAUUACAAUGAGACGAAGGACAUUAUAUUAUGGACUGAACCUUCUUAUUCCCUGUGUUCUGAUAUCUGCGCUUGCCUUGCUCGUGUUCCUUCUUCCAGCAGACUCAGGAGAAAAGAUCUCACUUGGUAUAACUGUACUUUUAUCUCUUACUGUAUUCAUGUUGCUAGUAGCAGAGAUUAUGCCAGCCACUUCCGAUUCAGUUCCAUUGAUAGCCCAGUACUUUGCCAGUACAAUGAUAAUUGUGGGACUAUCUGUGGUUGUAACGGUUAUUGUGCUGCAAUAUCAUCAUCAUGAUCCCCAUGGAGGAAAAAUGCCAAAAUGGACGAGAAUUAUUUUACUAAACUGGUGUGCAUGGUUCCUCAGAAUGAAAAGACCAGGUGAAGAUAAGGUCAGACCUGUUUGCCAGCAUAAUAAUAAGCAACGCCGUUGUAGCAUGGCAAGUGUUGAAGUUAAUACAGUAAGUGGUCAACAGUCAAGUAAUGGGAACAUGCUCUACAUUGGCUUCCGUGGUUUAGAAGGCAUCCAUUGCACACCUACCACCGAUUCUGGAGUAAUAUGUGGCAGGAUGGCCUGUUCCCCAACCCAUGAUGACAACCUUUUGCACCACCCACGCCACACAGAAGGGGAACAUGAAUUAACCAAGAUUUUAGAAGAGCUGCGAUAUAUUGCCAACAGGUUCAGAGACCAAGAUGAAGAUGAAUCUAUCUGUAAUGAGUGGAAAUUUGCAGCGUCUGUGGUAGACCGAUUGUGUCUUAUGGCUUUUUCUAUCUUUACCAUCAUUUGUACAAUUGGAAUUUUAAUGUCUGCUCCAAAUUUUGUAGAAGCAGUGUCUAAAGAUUUUGCUUGACUUCAAUUUCAAUUUUUUUUGAGCCCUGUUGUCCACCAGAUUGAACCUUUUUUAUACAAUCAAUGCUCAAAAGGAUCUCAUAUGCUCACAUUGGGGACAUGCAUGACUGUGCAUAUGUGCCAACUGACUUUAACUUCAAACUGUAUAAUUUUUUAUUUAUUUUUAUUUUUUUAAUUGAAUUGAAUAUUAUUUAAUUACACAUACAGGGUUUGUGGCCUUGUUCCCUCUGGUCACCAGUAUACAUAGACAAAAAGCAUAGUAAGAUAAGGUUGAAAGCAUAUUUAUAGUACAGUAUAUAGUAUCUAAUUUAUAUAUCAGUAGAAGAGUUGUAUUAUCCUAUUUCCCUACCACUUGAGCACAGUGUGAUAUAUAUAUAUAUACAUUUAUUUACAAACCGCCAUAUAUUGUUAAAAAGUAAAGUAUAGCUAAACUGGCCAAGAAUAAAGAUUAUGGUUUUAUUUUUGUAUGUAGAAAAUUUAUAUCAAAUAUAGAAAGUGCUUAAAAAGGCAUUUGCAAGAGGGAGGCAUGUAUUUUAGUGUAAAAAAUAAUAUAUUUUUUGUGUAUGUAUGGCACAUUUUUACUCGGAUGCCUACAAGAGGUGCAGUAUACAUGUGCAAUGACAUUGGGCUUGCCCUAAUACACCAUAACCCUUAAACUGACCAUGUACUUUAUAUCUCCACUGAGAACAAAAGGAGGGGUAUGUUAAAAUCCAGCAGCCCGAUCCUUCUCUCUCUUGACAUCUGGCCUUGGGAAAGUUUGAACACCCCUAUCUCUGUCCCAGAUAGAAUUUGGUAGGUUUGGCUGACAUUAAUUACCUUUAGAGUGACAUACACAGCGUUAUGUAGAAAUGAUGUAAUUUAACCAUUUAGCUAAAAAUAUUUGUAAUGUCAUUAACAUGAAAGAGAAGCCCAUUUAGAUGCACAGUACUCAUUUUCAGUUAAAUAAAGGUCUACAUAAAAUCAGUCACAUGUCAACUUACCCUGUACUAUAACUGCAAUGUAGAUGGUAGUGUGGAACAUUAUAUUGAACCAGUCUUCUUUACCAAACAUUUUAUGAAUGCAUAUACAUUGGUACAUUUUAAAGGGGUGUUGCUAAAAUUUUAAGUUAUCCCCUAUUUAUGGCAUAAGGGAAAACUAGGCCAUUGUUGGAGGUCUGACUGUUAUGAUGCCAAUCAGCAGAACAAAUAAGAAAUCACCCCAAAAUGAAAGGAACAGACUGUGCAUGCACAGCCAGUGCUCCAUUGAUUCUCUAUGGAGUAUUUAGAAGCCAAACAUUUCUGAGUACUACUAUUGCUACCCAUUGACUUCAAAGGAUCCACAGCAAAUCUGCAAUCGGAAUUUCCACCACGGAAAACCUGCAGCAGAUUAUCUACGUACAGUGAUCCCUCAACUUACAAUGGCCUCAACAUAUAAUAGUUUCAACAUACAAUGGUCUUUUCUGGUUGAAACCAGACUCAACAUACAAUGCUAUGGACAGUCCAGAUCUGUGAAACAUGUCAAUGGCUGGAAGAACUGACCAAUCAGAAUGGACAUUCACUAGUAAAAUACCUGUAUUACUGAAGCGUAUGCACUGACUGAUGUCUGGUAGCGCCCCCUACAGUACAGGGAGGUAUUACAUGUUCUGUACACUUUACCUGCUCCUUUGGACACCAGGUGAGGGCGGCUCCAUGUUACUUUUUUAGGACACUGUGUACUGUACAGGACCCUGAAGAAGCUCCUGUCCUCUACAUAGACCAGCGUUUCCAAACCAGGGUGCCUCCAGCGGUUGCAAAAAUACAACUCCCAGCAUGCCCGGACAGCCUUUUGCUGUCUGGGCAUGCUGGGAGUUGUAGUUUUGCAACCGCUGGAGGCUCCCUGCUUGGGAAACACUGACAUUGACAGUGAUUUACAGCUCCCAGCAGAUCUUUCUUACUUUUAUAUGUAAGGACUUGCUUUAUCUAUAUUAGUUAUCUGCUUAUUUUUCUUUAAUCCUCACUUUUUCCUAUUUUUGGAUGACAUUUUGGUGGCUUCAGAACCAAUUACCAGGUUUCCAUAGAGUUAUGGUCUCAACAUACAAUGGUUUCAACAUACAAUGGUCGUCCUGGAACCAAUUAAUAUUGUAACUUGAGGGACCACUGUAUUAAUGUAACCUAAAUGAAAGUACUUUUUAAAAGGUUCUAAACUAAACUUUAAUCUGUUUAGUCACAAAAUAGAAGUCACUAUGGGGGAGAUUUAUCAAAACCUGUCCAGAGGAAAAGUUGCCCAGUUGCCCAGUUGCCCAUAGCAACCAAUCAGAUUGCGUCUUUAAUUUUUAACAAGGCCUCUGCAAAAUGAAAGAAGCGAUCUGAUUGGUUGCUAUAAGCAACUGGGCAACUUUUCCCCUCCACAGGAUUUGAUAAAUCUCCCCUUUUGUGUUAUAAACCUCUUUUCUACUUCCAGUAAUAUGAAAGGGUUCAAUGUUUUCAUUCUAGUUGCCAUGGCUAUAUUUAGGGACAUUUACAGAUCUCUUUUGUAAUUGUAAUUUUGCGUUUUUUUUUUUUUGCACAUCAACUUAACGUCACAAAUGUACACAUAUAGCAUAUUUGUAUAUUAAGUUAUCUAGAAAAGAGGAGACAAUGGCUCAGAUUUAUCAAACUGUGUGUGAGAAAAAAUAGAGGCAUUUUCCCCCCAGCAACCAAUCACAGCUCAGCUAACUAGCUCUGGUAAAGUGAAAGCUGAGCUGUGAUUGGCUGCUUUCUGAAAAUCACUCUAUUUUUCCUCUCACACAGUUUGAUAAAUCUGGGCCAAUGUAUUUAUACCCCUGGAUGUUGCCAUGGUAAACAUAAUAGAAACAUAGGGCAUAUUUAUUUAUUUAAAAGGAACCUGUGAUACCCAAACAGGGAAAGAUCUAUCAAUCAAGGCUGGUGAGGUGGAGGCCACUGCAGUGACUUGUGGUUCGGGCAGAAUGAAAGUAAUGACUGUCUCUGAUAAAACUAAGUUUUGAUAAAUGGGAUCCAAUCUUUAUAUUACAAAGUGAAUAAACAGCUUUAUCUAUCAAAAGUGUUAGGAUUCCCUUUAAAGCAUAAUAUGGAUAUAUGGAUUUAAGCCUUUUGCAAUUCUUUUACAUAUCUUUCCUUGUACAAUUUGGAAAUUAGUAGAAGUAGUGGAAUAGCAGCGGGGUCACAGUAAUUGCAUUCAGAACCAAGCCUGCAGUGCACUCAGAAUGUUUUUAGACCAUUUCACUUUUUCACAUUUUGUUAUGAUGCGGAUUUUACGUUUCCCCCAUAAUUCUGCACUCAAUAGUCCAUAGUGACACAGUGAAAAGAGAAUGUUAGAAAUGUAUUCUAAUUUAUUAAAAAGGAAAAACUAAAUUGCAUUGAAAAAAAAUAUUCAGACUCUUUACUCAUUACUUACCAUAUGUACUCGAGUAUAAAACAUGUAAUCAUCAAACACAUAUAAGGGCCACAUUAUAUCCAUAAAGAGUCACUUAAAGAUUUAGGGUUUAGUUAAGUAACCUAUGAAAAAUAUGCUAUACAAAAUUACAUCACUAUGGCCCAGAUAUGGUAUUGCUAUAUGAGAUCCCACAACACAAUAUACUGCCAAAGGAAAUUUCGUGAAAAUACAAAAUAGUUUUAUUGCUUACAAUUAGUAAAAUGCAUGGAGAUAUUCUACAAAAGUGGGGGGAAGAAAAGAUCACAAGAUGGCACACUGAGCCCUG